Molecule: messenger RNA, 985 nt
Organism: Musa acuminata subsp. malaccensis (wild Malaysian banana)
Lineage: Eukaryota; Viridiplantae; Streptophyta; Magnoliopsida; Zingiberales; Musaceae
Source: RefSeq, a predicted model, not a curated record
CCGGUCGUUUCCCCACCGUUGUUUCCUUCGGCGUCCUCUCCUAUUCUCGUGUGGUAUUGGGAGCUCUGCCAAUGCUAUAAAUAACCCUCCUACCGCCUCGCCUCCAACUCGUACUUGACCGCAGCAUAUGUCAGCGGCCCAGCGUCCCGCACUCCUGUUCCGUAGGUUUCGCCCUCCACUCCCAUCUCCUUGUCUCCAGUGAGAUGAACCCCAACUCCAACUGGUAAUAGUUGUUGUUGUAGUCGUAGAAUUCCCUUUCCCUGCCACAUCGAGCGGAAGGAGCUUGCUUUCCCUUCGAUUCUGCCUAAAGUUGGGAUUUUGUCGACCCUUUUCGCCUAAAGGAGCCACCCUGAGAAUUAUUCUUUGGUUGGUGUAAUUUUUCCCCACAUAACAAGAGAUGGGCCUCAAAGGAUUCCUUGAAGGAGGCAUCGCCUCGAUCGUCGCCGGAUGCUCCACCCAUCCUCUCGACCUCAUCAAGGUCCGCUUGCAGCUCCAAGGCGAGGCCAUCAGCCCCUCGGUCUCCGCCCUUCGUCCCGCUGACGCUCUUCACGGGGCCACUGGCAUGACCACCCUCCGCCACCAUCAUCCUGCCCUGACCCCGCCACGGCGCCCCGGCCCGAUCGCGGUGGGCGCGCAGAUCCUCCGUGCUGAGGGUCCCGCGGGGCUCUUCUCCGGGGUCUCGGCCACCCUCCUCCGACAGACCCUCUACUCCACCACGCGCAUGGGCCUCUACGACAUGCUGAAGAAGCGCUGGUCCGCGCCCGGUGACGGCGGGUCCAUCCCGCUUCACCGCAAGGUUGCCGCUGGCCUCAUCGCCGGGGGCAUCGGCGCCGCGGUCGGCAACCCCGCCGACGUGGCCAUGGUCCGGAUGCAGGCCGAUGGGCGGCUCCCACCAGAUAAGUGGCAAAGGUGGGAUAUAAAUCUAGGACAUUACAAUAAAUUGUCGAAGUCUUUACCAGCUAAACUAGCUAACACCUUCAAGUAA